AUGUCAGCAACUCAGACAGUGACUGGCACCACCAGUGAUGUCGAUAAAUCCACCAAGUUCAAUCUUGGUCUUCCUUCAGAGCACAAGCCUCUGAGUGUGGCCGACCAAAACGAAAUCACAGGGACCGCAGAGUAUCCCCCAGCGCUAUAUCCCAAUUACUUGCCAGUUUGGGAAGUACCACAGGCAAAAUAUGCCCCAUUGGAACCAUUCGACUUCGUGGACCGGGCCAUUGCGGCUGACGACAAAUUUCCUGAUUUGCUCCCGCCUGGAACAAAGGUCAAGAAUCUCACAGCAGUACUGGGGGCAGAGGUGUCCGGUGUCCAACUCAGCAAGCUAAGCCCUCAGGGAAAGGACCAAUUGGCUCUUCUUGCGCAUCAGAAGAAGGUUCUGGUGUUUCCUGAUCAAGACUUUGCAUCUCUUCCUAUUGGCGAAGCCGUUGAUUACAUUCGUUACUAUGGUCGCUUGUUCUUGCAUUCGCAUUCCGGGGCUCCAAAGGGCCACCCGGAGAUUCAUAUUGUGCAUUCUCGAGCGGGAAACACGCUCGCUCCGGAGUUUUUUGACCUUCACACCCACUCAAUGGCCUGGCACAGUGACAACACGUUCGAAGUUCAACCCCCAGGGGUCACUUUCUUGUACUCCCUUGAAGUUCCAGCAGAAGGCGGAGACACUGUCUUUGCGGACAUGGAAAAGGCGUAUGAGCGUCUGAGUCCUGUUUUCCAGAAGAUUCUUGAGGGCCUGAAGGCUGUCCACACAUCUUGUGAUCAAGCUGCACGGGCUAUAGCUGGUGGUGGGUAUGUCCGUCGAGAGCCGAUCGAUACCAUCCAUCCAAUUGUUCGAACCAGUCCUUUAACGGGAAAAAAGGCACUUUUUGUCAACCCACAGUACGUAAGACAAGUGGUGGGUUUCAAGAAAGAAGAAAGUGAUCAUCUUUUGAAAUUUUUGUAUGAUCAUAUCACGAUGAGCCAUGACUUGCAAUGCAGAGUGAGAUGGGAAAACGGAACGGUCGUUAUAUUUGACGUGAGUCUUAUCAUCGCCAUUCCCAGGAAACGUCUAAUACUUCCCCAGAAUCGUAAUACUUGCCACUCUGGUAUCACAGACUGGAUGGAUGGCAGACGACGCCACAUUGCUCGUAUCAUGCCCAGUGCUGAGCGUCCAACCUGA
Molecule: messenger RNA, 1161 nt
Organism: Penicillium antarcticum
Lineage: Eukaryota; Fungi; Ascomycota; Eurotiomycetes; Eurotiales; Aspergillaceae
Product: TauD/TfdA dioxygenase family protein
Exons: 4
Coding region: 1-1161 (386 amino acids)
Cellular component (GO): cytoplasm
Molecular function (GO): 2-oxoglutarate-dependent dioxygenase activity
Source: RefSeq, a predicted model, not a curated record